Ixodes scapularis (black-legged tick) is the source of this 6272-nucleotide messenger RNA. RefSeq names its product cytokine receptor-like factor 3. The record is from RefSeq and is a predicted model, not a curated record. Gene Ontology annotation, molecular function: protein binding. The transcript is spliced from 7 exons. Lineage: Eukaryota; Metazoa; Arthropoda; Arachnida; Ixodida; Ixodidae. The coding region runs from base 336 to 1649 and encodes 437 amino acids.
GAUGGCGGUUUCCCAAGCUUCCUCGCUUCCUCAAGUCUCACGCAUCUCACGUCGUCUCACGUCGCACUAUCACUAUGGUUUCGCGUCGCGCACGUCGGCUUCGUAGAAAACAGCAUUGGUAUGCGACACCCGUUCAAAUACGAGGAAAUGCAUUCUAGAAAUUCGCCCCUUGGGCGAAGAAACAAACUGCUCUUUUCACUAGGAUUCGUGUGGUGCUACUAGUAGCUCUCAAACGAUAUGCCGAACUCAGCGUCUCCGAUGUCUUUCACGACGCUUUUGCCUGACAGUUUUACGGUGUUCGGGCGCAAAGGUUGCUGAGUGCUUAUAAUUUCGACAUGAACGAUCUCAAGGGAAACUUGCUCACUCUGCGAGAAUGGCAGGGGUCGCUGAAGGAAGUGGUACAGAAUUUGGACUACCUGGAAAAGCAGCUACUGCACAGCGCCCACGUUGCGGAGGAAGAGGUGAAGUGUCACUUUUCCCAACUGGAGCAAGACUUCAUAGCUGCCGUGAGGCAGCGCAAGAACGCGCUGCUCUCGGAAGUGGCCGUAGCUAGGACCAAGGCGCUCAAGCCAGUAGCCGACUGCCGGCGACAGAUCGAAGCCGAGAUCACGGCUGCGGAUUCGGCUCAGGCCGAGGGAAGCCAGCUCUUGCAGCGGAGCAGGGACAAGGGGCAGCCCAACGCAGAGCAGACAAGGCUCUUCUGCCGCAGGAUCUCGGACUUCGAGAGCUUGCCGGAGAUCCCGACUCUGCUGGAUGUCGGCACGGUGGCGGCGGCCUUUGACCGUGGAGCUGUGGCGCAGUGGACGUCCGGUGUGCUGCAGUACGGCACGGUCCUGACAGCAUGUCCAGUCGUUGUGACGCACGUCGAGCCGAGACCCGGGGCCCUGCGCGUCCACUGGAUGGAGCCCGAAGAGGACAGUGCAGAGGAACAUGAGUACCGUCUGCAACACUGCGUCGGAGACGUGCUUGCGGAGGACUGCCGUCGUUGCUCGCAAUUUGUUGAGGCCUAUCGUGGCUUCGAGUGCAGCUUUCUUGUGCGGGGGUUGCCGGAGGGGCAGCCCCAGAGCUUCAGAGUUGCCUGCCGCACGGCCAUAGCCAAGGCCUGGAGCGCUUGGUCACCUCUCUUUGUUGCCACGACGGAACUGGAGCAUUACGAAUGGGAGGAGCGGAAUUUGUGUUAUACGAGGACGCACGAAGGUCGCAUCGCAACGCGGACAAGUCAGGGUCCGUCCACGGUGCUGUUUUCCAAGGAGCCACUCCUGAGGAGUGUGAACCACAACAUCCUCUUCCGGUUUCUCGACGCGCCACCGGACAAGUGGAGCAAGCGGGACGGUGUCGCCCUCGUCAUGGGGAAACCGGAGUCGCUUCUGUCUCACGGAGCUGUCUUUGUGAACAUGGAAGGCGAGAUCUUCGUCGAGGGGCACCGCACUACGACGCAGCUCCCGUCCUUGGGCAAGGGCUCGGAUGCGACGUUGGACGUCGAGGUGGUCUCAGAGCGCAAGGUCAGGGUCACGGUGGGCUGCAGGGACAGGCAGGCGACCUACGACCUCAGGGUCAAGAACCACGACUUGGACGACACAAGGGUCCUCUCGACACUCCGCUUUGCCGCCUUCUUCGAGGAGGAGGGCUGGAAGCUGCUCGUCGAGUGAAGACCGCGUCUGCUCGCGUGCGUCUGGCUCGGCAGCGCCUGCCGCUGUCGAGCCUGGAACUUUGCUCGUGGGGCAGUUUGAUGGCGAAUGCGGCCAUUCCUCCCGGUGGGUGUGGGGGCAUGUAACCAAACAGUCGCCGUUUGCAACUGUUUGGCAAAUGGUGUCGGCAAGGAUGGAGCUGCCUCUCCUCUAAACCAGGCAUGAGCUACGACUCCCGUUAGUUGCGAUUUGUGAAUGAACGCAACUAUGAUCUUCUGGAGAAACAAUACUCCUUGGCCACUGUACUGACUGCUCUGUUUUUCCUUUGUCUCAUCGUCGCGCUCCAAAAUUAUAAGGAUCCCCGUCGGGAAUCUCAUGUCGUGCCUCACCAUACUCUGCGUUUAUGGCGAAAGCUACGUUCCAAGCGAGCCGUUCGGAGCUUUCGAGUGCACUAAUUUGUGUGCGGGAACAAUUGUGUGCUUCGCCUUGUCGCUCUGAUUGACUCGUGGAGACUGUAGUGCUUGCUGUUUGUUAGGCCAUACCGAAACGGAGUGCAGCAUUCAACGGGGCCACAACUAAGGUCUUUGGCUUAUGGGUUUGAACCUGUGGUGCACGUCACAGCCCUUGCAUAAAAAACUGCUGAAGAACUUCCGCAAAGAAACAAGUGGCAUGAAUAACCUUCCAAAGGGUAAGAUUUAAAAUAUCGAAGUGUCAUUGAGAUGGGGGCAGAUCGUUCAAGAUUAAGGGUCCUUUACAACCACCUGAAUACACCUUCAAAGCUGUAGUCGUUCAGAAGCUGCUUUAGUAAUGGCAUGGACUUAAAGGGGUACUCCACAGAUUUUUUUCAUUGUCUCCAAUUUGCCUGAAAUUUUGCUAAGCUAACCAACAAACAUCGCUAAAAUAGUACUCCAAAUACUAGGUCAAACUAUUGUUUUUUCGCAAAGUUGUUGAAUUUACAGUUUUGGUCCUCACCGUGUUUUUCAAACUGAAAGUCUCUACUGGCGACAACAAAAAAGUGCCGUCAGUGGAAGGCAGGGGUUCACUCUUUGGACUGUAGAAGUUAUUCCCAACUAAUUCGAAGCAGUUUCAUGGUGUCAAAUAAGUGCUUUCGAAGCUCGCUCCAGUACCCGCGCUCCAGCACAGAACAAAUGAUUGGCACAUUCUUUUUCUAGACUGCUUGCUCGACUGGUAAGCCUUGCUGCCACUGACGUCACUGCACUGAAAAGUGCGCGUAUAUUUGAAUGUUGGUUUUUGCAUCACUUUCAUUUGCCGAUUUCACAAUAAUUAUUAUGAAUUUCGCGAUACCAAAUGGCAUACCGGAAAUCUUAAAGGCCGGGGAGUCAGAAAAUAUAGUUAGUUGAGGUAGCUCAAAAAAAAUCUGUGGAGUACCCCCUUUAACCAGCAGUAUUCUUGUAGCUUCAGUCCAGCCAAGAUCAUCAAAAGAGCUGUUUGUGAUGCAGGGUUAAUCCAAGGUCUCCAAAGCUAAGAGGAGAUCGUCCUGCCAGCCUACCGGGACGAGUUUUGAGGUUGAAUGAAGGUCACUUUACUGUCGAGUUCAGAGUCCCAUCUUCAAAAUGUACAAAGUGAACUUUAGAAUCGGCUGAGACAGGGUGCCUGGGGUCCGAUUUUAGUCAAAGCAAGAGCAAGACCGAUCUCGGGUGCCGAUUGUGCGUGGCGCCACAGCUUGUGUGUAAGAAACCAAUGAGAUAUUUUCGACCCUUUCUCGAGUUCACGAUCGGGCAAUAUUUUGGUGAGAACGUCUUGCCAACAUAAAAAAUAGUGACAGAGGUCUCACAGCCUCUGAUGUGCUUGUCCUUAGUACUCCUUCAUCCCUUGGUCGACGUUAGCUUGUGUACGGUAGCGGAACAACUUAAAAUUUGCAUACGAGGCGCAGGUUGUCAGUGGCUUCCAACGUGGAAUAGCAGAUGAUCACAAUUCAAGCCCGCGUCCGAUCUCACUUUGCCGCAGUGCUCAACUCGUAGCAGACAAUCAACUUUUUUUCCGGUCUGUUGGCAGACGAGGUACGGUGUUGUCUCAUUUCAUUUCCGCCUGCGAAUGGUGCUUCGUAGCAGACAAACUGCGUCUUUUGCUCGUGUUAGCAGACGAAGGCUCUACGAACACCACCUGCGCUCACUUAGCAUCAGGUAUACUUCAUUUCGCUCUUGCUUUUGCAGCGACCAAAAUCGGGCGCCUGGGGUGCAUCUUCGACUGGCGUGCUUACUGCACUUCUAUUUUUUCCCCUCAAUUUUCUGCUGGCUGCGGCACAACAGUGUAAUACUACUGCAGUCCGGGGGGCAGCACGGCAGCAAAACACGAUGCAGCUGAGGCCCGUUCUGCUACAACUCGAUCCGCAUCUGGCUAUUCUACAGAAACUCGAGCAGCCGUGGGUGCAGGCACUUUUACGACAGCAGUACCCACAUCUGUCCCUACUUUCCAUUGACACUUUUAUGGCUAGCCACCAGGACUGUAACAACCCCUCAGUAUCACAUCCAGUGGCUUCUGCGAUGCGUUCCGUCGCCAUUUCUGAAACUCUCCGUUGCGCAAGUAUAGUAUGGCACACCGUUACUUGACGGAUGCUUUUUGUGUAGGAACUGCUACAAACACCAUAAAUGAAACAGUGCAGACAGUGUCCCCUCAGUGCUGUUCAGAUAAGGGAUCUCUCUAGAUCUUUUAUGGAUUUUUUCUUUUGUUCACCUUUAGUUGCAGGGUUAGGAUAACAGUACUAGUCCCUCAUACAAAGCUCUCUGCUGACCACGAUUUGGGGCUCUUCCCAAGUGGAAAAACUGGAGGGCUUUGUGCGAUAAGCUUGUCUUGCUUCUCUUAUCUUGUAAUACAGUAUAGUUAAGGCACGCACUUCUGGAGCGCCGUUGCUGGGGCAAGGUUUAUGGGCAGCCAAAACUCAAUCGGGCAGCUCGGGUAUGUUUUGGGAUGCUUGCGCUUUGUCACGACAGGCAGAUUGCAUCACAACGAGCUCGGCUUAAUAUCGAGGUUCUAGCUUUACAUAUAAUAGCUGCUUAGCUCCUAUUCUUCCAAGCACUUAGGCAGGGAGUGUAGCCAGGCUUUACCUCCCCCCCCUGCCCCCCAACCAUUUUUUUUUUUUUUUGUAGCUCCUUUUUUACCGAGGGCAUUUUGACCUAGGUGCCUCCAACCUGAAAUACAAUCCUGGCUACAUUUCUGUAUUCUUCUAUGCGCAAAGUUAAACAUGUCACACUUGCUGAGAGAGGCAACGGAUGUCUGAAACCCGCUGGGGUAGAACGUUGGAAGUGCACUCGUCUUCGCAAUUAAGUUUGGACUGCCAGGACGUGCUUUCACUGUCGCAAGUUUACCGGCCAAUAACAGGCCAGUAGCGUCUUGUCUUGUGCCUGUUUACUAGUAUUAAACGUGACUGGAUGGGCGACGGUCUCUCAGCACUUGCAUAGUCAUUUCGUAAUUAAAGAGGAUGGCCAACCAAGCUCUAGUUAGGAACCCAAUGUUUCAAGGCCUGCUAGGCCUCUCCUUUGAAGGGGCUAUUUCUUGUUGUUUCGGAUCGUUUUUUGGGCUAUGGCGAUGGCCAAUGAGGAGCAGUUUUAUUGUUGUCUUCUACAAUGGUGUGUUUGUCCUUGGACUGAUAUGGCAAAGCUUGUCAAUGGAGGCAGAUGGUUUAGAGGCGGGACCUAUACACCACCGUACGGUAAAGACAAGACUGCUCUCAGCGGUCACAACUGUAUUGUGGCGGACCAGGGGUCCAAUGAUUAUGCGGGCGAGGGUGGUCCCACGAUUGAAGCCCAGAGCACAAUGCAGUCUGUACGCAGGCAGCAUGCCAUCUUGCACUCCAGGACUAGAAGAUGGUAACAAAAAGGGGCAGAUUGAACAUUUCAUUGCAUUCUAUAGAGUUCUUGUUCUAUUUAGAGCCCAGUUUAGACCCUUUUCAAAAGUCUAUCAGGCAACAUUGGCUGCAUGCGGUUGGAUCGGAGUCAACGCCGACGCAGUGCUCGUUUUCAAUACGGGCCGAGCGGAGUUCACGCCGAACGCCGAUGCAGGCCUCCUGUCCCAUACACGCUCCGAACAUGUGAGCGAGCAAUGGCGGACAGGCGUUGGCGCAAACUUUUGAAAAGGGUAUAUUCCUACAGAAUUUAACCGGUCUUUGUCGUUGCAGCACUGCUGCCGGCUUACAGACGGUGCCAUGUUGAUGAUGACACUCGAAGAUUCUCCUCCCCAUGGGGGAGGAGGAAACAGGCCACGGGGGACAGGGUAGAAGGGAAAAAGGAGGAAGCAGGGGAAAAGCGGAAAGCGCGAACUGGUCGUCGGUCUUUAGCCAGAUAGAUUUCUGUCGGAUGUUUACGUUCAGUCAUUUCAUCUUAUUUCAUCACCGACAGAAGGCUGUACACGAUUGCAAGUGUAGAAUCCUGGGUCCUGCCAAGCCUCCGCUCGUGCAAGCAAGGAGGUACUACCUCCACACGCGUGCUGCUCGUGUUUGCGUGCAGGGGCACCAACUGGGAUGCCAUGCACGCAAUCGCAUAUAUGGUUGCUGCCUUUUCGAAUGAAAGUAGUACCGCCUUAUAGUUUGUUGAAGAGUCGUUUUAGCCGAUUGGAACCGCUCCGCAGUGUCCCACCUAUGUUCCCUAGAGUCGACAAAAUAAAGUGCCACCACACUUUACAUUCGCA